CAAUACAGGACCGGCCGCCGAUCCGCACGCACUGGUGGCGCGCAGCAACGAGCCGUUCCGUUUCUCGCCGUCGACGACGAUCCGUAUGAUUUUACAUUAAAAAAAAAAAAAAAAAUACACCCCACAAACGUUUUCACGGGACGCGCGAAUUUGACUCCAAGUGCGAUUUUUAAAAGAAGAAAAAAUUAUUUGUUUUUCUUUAUCAUGCGUAAACCAACGCCGCCGGCUUCGACUGGCCGCCGGUUGUUUCCGUCGCGAAAGCGUGAUAACUGACGUGUGUACCCCUUGUGCUCGCCAAGUACGAAAAUAAUACUGCAGUCGUGGAAGUAUCCGGCACGACAAGGAGGAUAAUCGCGCCGAGAACCACGCACCAUGGCGAGGCCGCUGAUCGCGUUGAUCGCGCUGUGCAGUUGGUUGCAUUUGAAAGAUGUCAGCUGCGGUCGACCUCCGCGGAUCAUCGAACAUCCGGCCGACAUGAUUGUGGCCCUGCACGAACCGACCACGUUGAACUGCAAGUCCGACGGUCAACCUAAGCCCGAGACCAGGUGGUACCACGACGGUCGCCUGGUGGACACGGCUCGGGACAGCCGAAAAGCAUUGCUCCCGGACGGGUCGUUGCUGUUCCUGGAGCCGGUGCACGGGAAACGGGACUCGGACUCCGGAACGUACUGGUGUGUAGCGUACAAUUCCUUGGGCGAAGCCGUCAGCAAAAAAGCCAAUCUAGUCGUUAAAUAUUUGAGACAAGACUUUCGGUUGCAUCCCAAGGACGCGAACCCGGCGUCAGGCGACACGGUGGUUUUGGAGUGCGAACCGCCCAAAGGACACCCCGAACCUUCGGUGACUUGGCACAAAAACGGAGAGCCGAUGCUGGUAGACGAAAAAAACAGGUGGAUUAUCGAAGACGGUGGCAAUUUGGUUAUACGAGACGUGAGUCCGGAAGACGACGGGUCUUAUAUAUGCGUUGCCAGCAACGCUGCCGGAGUCCGGAAGUCCAAGCCAAUCGUGUUAGCCGCCCAAAUGCGCCCGUACGUGAUUCAAGCCCCCAAAGACACCAUCGCUAUGGCUGGUUCCAGUGUUCAAUUGCAAUGCAAAAUCGGCGGACAGCCGCAACCUGAAAUUUUGUGGAAAAAAAUAUCCAACAGCGGCGUCACACAACACAUACGCCCCAAUCGUUACAGGAACGAGAAGCUUUCUGGAGACAAGGAUGCGUUCGAGCACGUUUACAUAACGCAAGACGGCAGUUUGAGAUUAGACAACGUGAGUCCGGAAGAUGAAGGCAAGUACGUGUGCCACGCUGAAAACCAUCAGGGAAAAGUAAACGCUGCGUCGACGCUCACCGUGCACUCUGUUCCGUUUAUCGCCCAGAGACCGGCGGAUACGCACGUAUCGGCAGGCAGUAAUGCGAUAUUUGAAUGCGGUAUCAGAGGUAACCCCAAACCCACAUUGUUUUGGUCUCUGCAAGAUAACGAUUCGGUGAUAUUCCCCAAGGAGAGCUGGAAUGAAUUCCACGCAGAAGCCACAAAGGACUUCGUGUCCACCCUCAUUAUUCAUAACGUGAGCAAAGAACAACAUAAUCAGAUGGUAGUCAUGUGCUCGGCCAUCAACGAAGCGGGGUCGGACGAAUGGAGAGCUACCCUGACGGUGACGGCAGCUUCGUACGAAGACACAUUGCCGCCAAUCAUCGAGUAUGGUCCUGCCAACCAGACCCUGCCGUACAACUCGAUUGGAAAUCUUGUAUGCAAAGCAAUUGGCAGUCCACAACCAGUGAUUACAUGGUACAAAGACGAUUCACCUCUGUCCAUAGAAUCCAGUAGAAUUAACAUAACGGAAAGCGGAACCUUGCAAAUUAUAAAUUUACAAAAAAGCGACAACGGAAUUUACACUUGUGUCGCGUCAUCGGAUAACGGCAAGGCUACGUGGAGUGCCGAAUUGAAAAUGGAAUCCCCCAAGAAUCCGAACGUAGGAUUCUUUAGGUCUCCAGAUCCAUCGACAUUUCCCGGAGCUCCGAGCACACCGGCUGUCGUCAACCAUACGGAUACCACGGUGACAUUGUCAUGGGGACGUAACGGCAAAGUUGGAUCGUCUCCUUUGCUCGGCUACCAGGUGGAAAUGUUUGCGUGUGGCGAAAAUGUUGGUUGGAUGACGUUAGCUCGCAGGCUUCACUCGACCCACUUCACACAAAAUGUCUUGAAACCCGGCCAGUCAUACUUGUUUUUGAUUCGCGCUGAAAACUCACACGGCCUUUCGCCACCAAGCCAUCUAUCUAACCGCAUAACGUUGCCAAUGGAGUAUCGACACAACGACCGUUUUACCCACGACAUGUCCAUAGCGAAGUCGACGUUGUUCGGUGGUCACAUCGUAGACCUUAUAGAUAUUAAAACGGUUAGCUCGACGUCAAUCAAGUUGUUUUGGGAGAUCCUCAACGGGGAGUUUUUGGACGGAUUUUAUUUGUACUAUCGCAGUAGAAAUUCGACCGGCCGCGAUUUAACGUCUAUGAAAAUUUUAUCAAACACAACUGAACUCUCCGGCGCGUAUGUUAUAAGCUCAUUACAUCCGUCGGUUAACUACGUGUUCUUUUUGGUACCGUUCUAUAAACAUAUCAAAGGGCGACCGUCGAAUUCCAGAUCCGCUAAGACACUAGAAGACCAUCCAUCAAAACCACCUCAUCACGUUGAGCCGACAACAUACAACUCUAGCUCUGUGUACUUGAAAUGGGAUCCGCCGCCGGACAACUCGCACAAUGGAGUGAUUACCAGUUACCAAGUAAUAAUCCAAGGAGGCGUUAGCUGGGACGUACUGAGCAACGUAACGGUCAGUGCUGGCACUCCGACAUUGCUACUAACCAAUCUUACAUCCGGAGUCAAGUACAAAGUAAUGAUAGCUGCAGCCACAAAAGUAGGUUUAGGUCCUUACACAGAUCCCAUUACGUUGCCGACGGACUCGACGGAUCAGAUAAGGAACCUCAACGCUGACAUUAGUAAUCACGAAGAGAUGAAGGAGUUCGUAGCUGAACCGUGGUUCAUCGUGUUGAUGGCCGGUGUAAUAACAUUAAUGUUGCUUUUGUUUGCCGCCGUACUUUUUGUCCGAUACCGUCAGAUGGAUGCCAAAAAAUCGCAUUUAGGAGAUACGCUGAACCCGGCCAACAAGCUGUCGUAUUCAUCAGGUUUUAAAACAACAUUAGACGUAGCUCACCGUGGACAAGUGUCUGCAUUUUUACAAUCCGAACACAGCGCGGCAAACAGUCAAAGAUGUCUUUUUAUCGAUUCGAAUUCAUACCACAAGCACAAUUGGACUCAUCACGAUAUCGACAAUAAUGAAAAAGAUUCUAGUCAAAAAUUAUUAUCAGAAAUCGCAGACUAUGCGGAAGUCAACCCUAACACUAUGAGUACUUUCUUGAAGGAUCGUGAUCUAUCUUCACCAGCCCCUUAUGCAACGACUACUUUAGUGUCAAAUUCAAAUUCGAGAAACCUUCAAAUGAGAAGGAAUUCUGACGAUGCAGCUUAUGCGUCCGCAAAUAUUUAUCAGGCCCAAAACGUCUACUCGGAAAGCGGGUACAGUUGUUGCUCCAGCAACAACGAUUGCCAAAGUUGCGCCGACGAUUGCGGUAGCGUGCACGGUGUUCCAGUGUCGGUGGUGCUGAGCGGUUGCGGCCGGAAAACGUUCAGCGAAGUGUCUCGCCACAAAACAGGCGGCGGUUCGCAGAGAUUCAACAAUUAUCCACCGUAUUCGUCCCGACAACGCGCCUUGGUUCGCACCACGUGCUCGUCAAACGGUUACCACUACGUUGACCCGACCGUCGUGGCCGGCUACAACAGAGACUGCAACAUGCCGCCAGACGUGGUCACUCUGAACAGCGUGCAACGGUCGCUCGACGAAGCAGCCGCUUCCAACAGGACUUCUUGAAUGCAACCGAUUCGCGUUUUGUUAUGAUAUUAGCGAUUAUUAUCAUAUUUGAUAAUAGACUGCAGUCGUGUCAAACCCCACUGUGAUCGGUACAGUUGUGUGCGCAGCGCUAACUACAGCGCUGUAUAAUAACAUAACGAGGCGAAAGUUAUUAGCGAAAGAAAAAAGGUGCUGCACUGUAGUGGCGGCUCUUAACAAGCCAUAACGACUGUGAGAUAAAGAUUAAAACCUAACCCCGUUGGGAACAUAUUUGUACUUGUCUCCGCCCCGAGUCAGCUUCUUUGUGCUCUCUCGCCAGUGAAUCCCGAUUUAGGGAUUUUGGAAUUGUAAUCUCUCUUUCCCCUAUCCAAAAAAUGAACCGUAGUCACGCCACUGGUUCGACCAUACCCAAAAUUACGUAAACUCUUUAGACUCUUUAAUGUACAUGAUGUUAAUUUAUACUCAAUAGUAUGUAAUGUUAUAUUAUGUUUAAGAUAAGAUAAUAUGUACACACGCGUUUAAACGGUAUUGUUUAAUAUUUAUUUUGUAAAGUAGUGCUAAUGUAAUUAAUUUUUCUAUUGUGUACAUUUUUAUUAAA
Messenger RNA from Adelges cooleyi (spruce gall adelgid), 4480 nucleotides. Its product is annotated as protein sax-3-like. The record is from RefSeq and is a predicted model, not a curated record. Gene Ontology annotation, biological process: dendrite self-avoidance; axon guidance; homophilic cell-cell adhesion. Gene Ontology annotation, molecular function: cell-cell adhesion mediator activity. Gene Ontology annotation, cellular component: axon; plasma membrane. The transcript has 18 exons. Bases 373 to 3903 code for a protein of 1176 amino acids. Lineage: Eukaryota; Metazoa; Arthropoda; Insecta; Hemiptera; Adelgidae.